CAAUUCAUUCAUUCAUCAAUCACUCUUGUGUUUUGGUGAUGUGACGAUGUAAUUCUGUUUGGCUUUUGUUUUUAUUAAAUUUAUACGUAAAAUAAUUUAAAAAAAACUAUUUUCAUAAUUAGUAAUUGCUUGUGCGUUUAAUGAGCGUUAACAUUGUGGACUAAAGUGAAGUGUUAAAUAAAAGUGCUUCACAGCGGAGCAACAUAUCGUCUAGACAUUACCAGGAACAUUAGCCAGUACCCAGUAAGCAACGAAACAAACAAGGAACCUAAUUUGAAUGCAUAUUGUGACGUAAUCGCGCCAAAACAAACGAUUUGUUAUGGAGACUCGGUUCAGAAUUGCGUGAACAAAAGUCGAGAUGUGGCGAAAAAUUGCGACGGUUUUGCUGCUGGUGGCUACGGCGAGCGCACUCCUCGAAGGACCAAAUGUCUGCACCAGGCAGGAACUGUACACAACGACAAUACGGGUAUCUGAGAAUCAACCCUACCAAGUAAAGGAGUACGCGUGGUGUUUGAACAUUCCGCCGCGAUGUUCGAAGUAUACAAUUAAGUUUCGUCAAAUAUUCAAGACCGAGACGCUGCCCAAGUACAGGCCAGUGCAAGAGUGCUGCUCAGGCUACGCACCUGAUAAGCAUGGAGUCCAGUGCGUGCCGGUGUGCAUAGAGAAGUGCGAGCACGGCAAAUGUGUGGCGCCGAAUACGUGUGCGUGCGAGCACGGAUAUGGGGGCCCGGCUUGUGAUAUAUCCUGCCCCGAAGGCAAAUGGGGUCGUAACUGCCAGAACUCGUGCCACUGCCUGAACGGGGGUACCUGCGAGCCGCUGACGGGCGAAUGCGCGUGCGCCCCGGGCUGGCGCGGGCGAUCGUGCGAGCGUGCGUGCGCCCCGCCCACUUUCGGAGACAACUGCGAUCAGAAGUGCCAGUGCCAAAACAAUGCGACGUGUAACCCUGCCACUGGGGCAUGCACCUGCUUGCCAGGUUUUACAGGACCGCUAUGUGAACAGCAUUGCCCAGGCAGUGACCCCUGCCCCCAGGGCUGUCGCUGCCAGAACAAAGGAACCUGCGAACUUUUCACGGGCGAGUGCGACUGCACUCCCGGUUGGACCGGGGAAGUUUGCGCCAACAAAUGCCCAACGGGAAGAUGGGGCGAGAAGUGCGAGCGGACGUGCGAAUGUGCCAAUGGUGCGGGCUGCCACCACGUGACUGGCGUGUGCCAGUGCGAAGCCGGGUACACCGGGGAAAAAUGUCGUGACGUGUGCCCGCUCGGUCACUACGGCGUGGACUGCCUGGGAAACUGUUCCUGCCAACAUGGCGGCGAGUGCAACCCUCGCAACGGGUCGUGCACUUGCAAACCGGGCUGGAAGGGCGAGUUCUGCCAAGUGCGAGCUUGCGAGGACGGCAAGUGGGGCGCACGGUGCGAUAAGGAGUGCGAGUGCAACCCGGAGACCACUGAUAUGUGUGACCCAUGGACCGGCGCGUGCGAGUGCGCAGCGGGAUGGAGCGGCGAAGCGUGCUCGCGCCAGUGCCCGCUACUAACGUACGGCAAGGGCUGCCGAAGCACUUGCCGCUGCGAGAACGACGCCCACUGCUCACCUGUUAACGGAUCGUGCCUAUGUGCGCCGGGCUACCGCGGGUUGCGCUGUGAGGAGCGCUGUCCCUACCCUCUGUACGGAGACAACUGUGCUGAUACAUGCGACUGCCACAACAACGCCAGCUGCUCGCACGACACCGGCGAGUGCACUUGCACGCCAGGAUUCGACGGUUUGAAAUGUGACCGUCCAUGCGAUGGAAAAAGGUUUGGCUUGAAGUGCCUUCAACCUUGUGACUGUGAAAAUGAUUCACCAUGCAAUCCAAUUAACGGCGAGUGCGUGUGUGGCGCGGGCUACCAGGGCGCGCGCUGCGAGCGGCGCUGCCCGGCCGGCUUCUUCGGCCAGGGCUGUCUCCACGCCUGCAACUGUUCCUCAAACUCCAAGGGCUGCGACCACGUCACAGGACAAUGUAUCUGCGAGGCUAGCUGGGGAGGCGUAAGGUGCGAGACCCAAUGCCCUGAAGGGUACUACGGCGAGCAGUGUUCCGAGCGGUGCCAGUGCUUGAACAACUCGUCGUGUGACUCGGUCGGGCAAUGCAUGUGCGCCGCCGGCUGGACUGGAAGCAACUGCAGCCAGCCCUGCCCGCCUGGUACUUACGGCGCGGGAUGCUCACAGCGCUGCCCUAAUAACUACCUCGGUAACACAACUUGCGAUCCCGUGACAGGCUUCUACACGUGUCCAAGUGGUUACACGGGGGUCACUUGUGAGUACCCGUGUCCACUCGGAACGUACGGAGUCAACUGCGAAGGAAAAUGCAACUGCAAGAACGGCGCUGAUUGUCAUCAUGUUACUGGGGUGUGCCAAUGCCUGCCGGGCUGGCGCGGCGCGCGCUGCGACGUGGGCUGCGGGCCGGGCUGGUGGGGCACGGGGUGCUCGCAGCCCUGCCGGUGCGCGCGUGGCGCCGCCUGCCGCGCCACCGACGGCAACUGCCGCUGCCCGCCCGGCUACACCGGCGAUUACUGCACGCAGUUCUGCCCCGAGGGCUACUUCGGCGACCACUGCAUGGAAGCGUGCAACUGCUCGGCGACGGGCAACUGGGUGUGCGACCCCGUCAUCGGCUGCGCCUGCCACCGCCACUUCGUCGGCGACAACUGCGACGUGCACGCGAGCGAGCCCAUGGUCAUCGGCCGCGCUGAAGCAGGCUCGUCGAGCGGGCUGACGGUGGCGAUGGUGGUGCUGUCGCUGCUGUGCUGCUGCUGCGCCGUGCUGGUGCUGCUGUACUACCGCAAGCGCGUGCGCCACCUCAAGCGCGAGAUCGCGCACGUGCACUACACCGCCUCGCCGCACUCGCAGCCAGAACAACAACACUUCGACAACCCAGUUUAUUCGUUCCAAGGGUCGACGCGCGGCGACGACUCGACCACACUGCUCAACAACGCCAACCAAAUACUUAACAACUUGGGCGGCAAACUGAACAACACGACGAUGGAAAAACUGCGAAUGCGAGCCAGCGGUUCUACUGACACAUCGUCGAGCACCUACGAUCCGCUGUCAUCCCUGAAGAACAAGGACGCGGAUGCGAACAAUCCUAACCUAUACCACUUUAUUGACGAUGACAAUAAGUUGGAUCACGUCUACGACGAGAUAAAGCACAAGGAGGGCUACGAAAUGGAGUACGACCACCUAAACUACACGCCGCCGGUCAACAAGUGGAAGCAGCACUACCAGAGGAUGGCCAACGGCUUCCCGGCCGCCGCCUCGCCCGCGGCCUCCCCGCCGCCGUCCAUCCCGCCGCUGCCCAAGCUUAACGUGGCGCCCGCGCCGCCCCCCCGCGGCCUCGACCGCCCCGCCUCCCCCCUCGAGGAAACACCACCCGUCCCCCCGACGAGGGACGAGGACACCCUCCCUCUCCCCCCCGCCAGGGAAGCCACCCCGCCGCGCGACGAGACCCCGGCUUUACCUUGACGCCCGGGACUGUGAUCCACUCUCGGAGGUUAGUGUCGAAGGAGAUACGAUAGCAUUAAAGGCCUAUUCAAACCUGAGCGAUAUUCGCUGCCGCUGUGGGUAGAGGUACAUACCGCGCGGGUUUCGCUCAGUUAUUUAGUAUCAAGUAUCGCGGCUAGAGCGACCUGAGCGAUAUUCGCUGCCGCUGUGGGUAGAGGUACAUGGCAGACGGUAGCGAAUAUCGCUUAGGUCUAAACAGUAUUAUUACCGCAUACCCACUGGGUUUUCUCUGCCGCAGACGGUAGCGAAUACCGCUUAGGUCUGAAUAGGCCUUAAAGUACCUUUAUAUUUUGUACUGCCCGUUGGUCGAAAGAUAUUUUUGUAGCGGCUCCUUUGAGCGUUUUUAUGAUGCGACCGGUGCGUCUCGUGAAUUAUUUCGGUGAAUGAUCUCUUCCCGCUUUUGUAAUUAUACUUUUAACUAGUAGUGCGAUGCUUUAAAUGAAUUAUAUUCUGUAUUAUUUAUUUAUUGUGUUGAAGUAGUUCGACGGUUACGAGUGACGAUGCCAUAUUGUCGCGAUUAGAGUUUAUUUGGAAUCGAUAAAAAUGUUAAAUCUAAAUAAGAUUGUGUAUUGGCCCGUUUCUGUUGAAAUUGUAUUACGUGUAAAUGACGUACAUAUCGAAUCGAAAUAUCGUAAUUAGGUAGAAGUACAUGAUAAAAAUAUUAUAUUGAUAUUACUUUAAAAAUAUUGUUAUUUUACGCAAUUUAUUUGAUAUUAAAAAUAGAGUUAAUGUAUACUAUAUCAAUCAUGUAUAUUCUGAUAUUUGUUAUUUUGUUGUUGGAAAUGAAUUAUGUUUAUGUAAAAUGAUCAAAACCAUAAAGUAACAUCAAAAUGAUCAAGUAAAUGAUUGAAAGUAUUCCUAUACGAGGAAGUAGGUACAUAGUGGAUUUUAAAGGUAGAUAAAAACAAUUUACAUGUAUUUAAAAACGCAAAGUAAAUUCCAUACAAUAUUACUUUGAGGGAUCAAGGGAUCAAAUGCUUUCGGUUUUUAAUUAAUAAUAAAAAAUAUGCAUUUUGCUAUAAUAUUUUAUGUUUUGGAAAAUACGUGUAACCUUAAUCUAAUUAAAACAAUGUUACUUCAAUUAUUUUUAUUAUUGUUAUUAUAAAAGGUCUUAUCGACAGAAGUAAAGGACAGCAAUCACAUUCCACUGUUACCAUAUUCAAUUAUUUACACUUUAUACAGUUUUUCAAAUCUUAUGAUGUUGUUUUUAAUCAAAUUUAUAUUUUUAUUAUUUACACUUUAAUCACGACACAUAAUAGAUAAGUUUAUAGCAACUAUAUCAUUUUAGAAUUAUUUAAAGAACAUUUUACAUUUUAGUUUGGUGUUAGGAUUUAAAAAACUAUAUCUAUUUAAUACUUUAGAAAAUGUAUGUAAGAUCGAAAGCAAUUACCGAUUGUGCUCAAAAAGUGCCAAAUUAUUAAAGGGCGUAAAUCCAACUAUGAAAUAUUCUAAACAGCAUGGAUGAACUUUAGAAAUAGUAAAACACGAAUCCUACAAAUAAAAAUUUUAGACAACAUCCUUAUUUUUAUAUGCAGAGUGCUGAGUUAAGGCAUAUAAUAUGUUCCAAGAAUACAAAAAGUAAAAAAAAUACGAUUAGUAAUGUGGAUGGAUACAAUGCAGCUGUUAAAUGGGGAUAAAUUACAAGGUCACAACAAUAAUUUUAUAAAGCAUUUUUUAAAUGUGCAUCACGUAGGGGUAUUUCUUAUUACUUAGAUGAUAAUGUAAAUUAAAAUGUGUUCAAGCGACAAUACUGUAUACUGUAUUGCAAGCGUAUGAAUUAUUGCAUCAGUGUCUUGGAAACUAGAAUUAUUUCAGUUUCCGAUGCUACUGGCUGAUGUAAAUUAUUUAAACGAUUACUUUGUUUUGAUACGUAUUUCAUAAGUUGGUGUAUAUUUUACAAAUGUUCGUGCAUUUUAUUUUGUAUCGAUAUAAAAUGUAACACUUGUAAGUAGGUACUUCCGGGUCAGCUUGAGCUUGUAAUAUAGCAUGGACUUUAAAUUAUUUUCGGUUUUUAAGAAGUAUGGUAACUGGCAUAGCACCUAAAGCUGGAUUUGUUUUUUGAGAUCAUAAAUGUGUAUUGUAAAUGUAGGUACUAUAAUGGUAUCUUUAUAACAUUACAUCUCACAAAGUACUGGCAUUUGUUUACGGUCACGCAUGCACGAUAAUGGUAUGAAAUAUUACUUUACAGUUACAAGCAUAAAAUGUAACAAACUAGUAUUGUUUUUUAAUAAUGUUUGUAAUGUAAAUUUUUAUUUACAUUAUUAAGUUAAAGUGCAUGCAAUGCUGUGUACUUAUUGGUAUAUUUUAUGAAUUCAAUAAUCUUAAAAUUAUGUAAUGGCUUUGUGUUGAAAGGUACAACACAACACUAAAUAAAUAUAAUAUUUGUGAUCUUGACUUAUAAAUCUUAAGAUGGACUGUGGAAAAAACUUUUUUAAAUAUGAUAUUAAAAAUAUUAUUUACUAUUAAUUUUAAGAAAUUAAUUAAAUCAAUCUACCCUUUCAUGUUUUAUAACUUUUACAUUGUUUAAAUUUAAAUAGGAGUAAUAAAACUUACGUGACGUCAUGUAUCCUAAGUGUAAGUUUAAUGUGCCAUUGUGCCUAAAUAUUACUAUUCCACUUAAAUUGUGAUUCUAAGUAAAUUGAAAUACAGGUACACGAACUUACACUUAUACUGCUUAAACAAGAAAAUAGGUUUUCUUACAACUUCAUGUACAAUAUAGUCAAUAUCUAUUCAUCAACCAAUUAUGCAAUAUUAUAGAUCUGCGUUUGAGGUAUUAAAUUUUUGUUAAAUACAUUUUUUCUGUAAUUAACAAAAAUUCAAGAACACUUUAAAUAAGUAAAUGAACCUACUUUGCUGCACUAAACGUAAAGUUUGUGAUAUAAUAAUAAGUGAAUAAAUGAGCUCAUUAACAUAAA
Messenger RNA from Ostrinia nubilalis (European corn borer), 6444 nucleotides. It is a transcript of the gene drpr, whose product is annotated as protein draper. Lineage: Eukaryota; Metazoa; Arthropoda; Insecta; Lepidoptera; Crambidae. The record is from RefSeq and is a predicted model, not a curated record. Gene Ontology annotation, molecular function: scavenger receptor activity; protein binding; zinc ion binding. Bases 359 to 3490 code for a protein of 1043 amino acids. The transcript has 19 exons.